AUGCCUCACUCCUUCGGUUACCGCGCGCGCACGCGCCACAUGUUCAAGCGGGGCUUCAAGGAGCAUGGCCCCGUGAAACUGUCCACCUUCCUCAUCAACUACCACGUUGGAGAUAUCGUUGAUAUCAAGGCCAAUGCUGCCCAGCAGAAGGGUAUGCCCCACAAAUACUACCAUGGACGCACUGGAAUUGUCUACAAUGUUACCCCUUCUGCUGUCGGUGUCAUUGUAUACAAGGUUGUUGGUAACCGAUACAUCGAAAAGCGAGUGAACCUCCGUGUUGAGCACGUCCGCCACUCGAAGUGCCGUCAAGAGUUCUUGGAUCGUGUCAAGGCCAACCACGAUGCUCACGUCAUUGCUAAGGAGAAGGGCGAACGCAUCAACCUCCGCCGUAUCCCUGCUCUCCCCCGGGAAGCUCACACUGUCUCGAUCGCUCAAAAUGCCCCCCAGACAAUUGUUCCCGUGCCUUACGAGACCUACAUCUAG
This is a messenger RNA of Psilocybe cubensis, 483 nucleotides long. RefSeq lists its product as uncharacterized. Gene Ontology annotation, cellular component: cytosolic large ribosomal subunit; ribosome. Gene Ontology annotation, biological process: translation. The record is from RefSeq and is a predicted model, not a curated record. Bases 1 to 483 code for a protein of 160 amino acids. The transcript has 4 exons. Gene Ontology annotation, molecular function: structural constituent of ribosome. NCBI's taxonomy places the organism in Eukaryota, Fungi, Basidiomycota, Agaricomycetes, Agaricales, Agrocybaceae.